Molecule: messenger RNA, 1962 nt
Organism: Trichoderma citrinoviride
Lineage: Eukaryota; Fungi; Ascomycota; Sordariomycetes; Hypocreales; Hypocreaceae
Exons: 6
Coding region: 1-1962 (653 amino acids)
Source: RefSeq, a predicted model, not a curated record
AUGGCCCUCGAAGCGCCGCUGCGAUCCUCAACUGGAAGCUUGCAAUUUCAAUUCAACCACCAAGGCGACGUGUCUGCAACCUCCGAGUCGGACGGAUUCAGGUCACCGUUCAGAAUCAUGUCUUCCCCCCCGCCAGCCACAGACUCCUCUUCUCUUCGGCCUGACUCAAUGCAUCAUCGGCUGUCUCAAUCGAUGCACAUGUUGAGCCCCAGCGAUAUUGUUGGGCCAUCGCCUGUAACCUCCAACGGCACUGAGACUACGGAAAUCGAGGACGAUGUUGCCGACGAUCUCGAGCCGGAUCACGGAGCGGGAGGGAAUCACUACCGCCACUCUGAUAGUCUCUUGCUUACCACAAAUCUCCCCGAAAUCGUUCGUCAGGGUAAUCCUGAAGAAGCUGUCUCCGUCAUACAUGCUCCGGAGAGCUUUGCCAGCUGGGCAUCCAGCGAGCCCUCUGCCAAAUCAGCUACCUCAACAGAGAGGUCAUCACCCAGGGCGGACGGCGCCAGCCAGCCAUCCUCUACUGGGACCUUUAACAGCAUCGACGAGCAGACUGAAGCUGAGGGCGACGACGACGACGACGAACCCUUUCCUCACGUGCCCCAGGUGGCUGAUGAGAUUGGCGAUUUACGGACUCUCCUCCAUGAGUCCUGGACGCUGUGUAAUACCCUGGCCAACUUAAGCUCGAUGCAUCGACCGCGAGCCUUUAGGGAUUCGGGAACCCCCGAUGCUGUUGAAAGGGCCUGGAAAGCGUGCUGGAAGCUCUGCCAUCGCCUCUAUGACAACCAGGACGAGGACCCCGCCUAUAUGAGCGUCAAGUUCAACCUGGACCUCUGCCGUGACUUUUGCCAAGCGCUAUUCGACGUCCGCGAUAAGAAGGACGAGCUGGCCGACUCCGUCCUCAGAGUUAGCUUUGAGCUGAACAACCACGCACAAGACAACCGAAACCUUCCAGAACAGUUCCGGGAACGGACUCUCGACUUUUACAUCACGCUGUGUCACCGCUUAAUGAAGCAGCGUGGUGAGCUCCUUGGCAAGACUGAUCAGCUCCUCGGAGCCUGCUGGGCCCUCGCCGAGAUGCUCUUCAGUCUGCGUCAGAACAGACUAGGCGGUAAGCCACCGGACGGCGAAUUGCUCCUCUCUGCGGUGCAAGCAUGCUGGGGCUUGGGCGACAUAUUCAAAGACAGCUGGGCCAAGGUGAACCCGGACAGAAGCACUCCUCGGCCGUCCCAGAGCUUCUUCUCUCACUCUUCUGAUCAGACUGGUCGUGAAAGCCGACAGUCUAAUCGGUCAUCACGUCACUCUAAGCAAGUGAGCAUAAAGAGCACCCAUCAGGAAGAGCGGCCACGGAAGCCUCCGCCAGUCCCCGAAACGCCAGUCACAGAAUUCGAGGACACGCCCAUUUCUCCCGAGAGCCGCUCUCCCCAGAUGCCCAAUCUGAUGGUGCUCGGCCCUUCCAGUGAUAGUGGCCGCAAUCCAGGCAGAUGGUCCAGCAGCGCAUCCAACCUGUCGAGCUACUCCCACAGCAGCAACAGGACUUCGAGCACCGCGACGACGACUACAGCAACCGAAGACCCCAAUGUCACGCGUGCAAAGAUUCUCGUUCUCCGGGCUGCCAUGACUCUCGGGUUCGACCGUGACGCCAUUACCGACCCGAAGGCAGGGCCGGCGCAGCUGCAGAAGUUUGUACAGAGCCUUCCCGCAGAUGCAUUUGGCACUCUACCGAGAGAUACCACCCUCCUUCAGCAAUACAAGAACUCGGUACUGAUGGACGCGUUCAUUCCGCGGAAUCAUUCAAUCCCCUCUCGCGGCAAGAGGGUUCCCGCCGUGGAUAUGGCAAAGAGCAUCCAAACCUUGGCCAAUAGCUCGCCUCGCUAUGCCUAUCUGCGUGAUCUCUUUGGGUUUGUCUUUAACUUCCCCAUUGAAGAAGUUGACGCUCGACGACACACCAGCAUUGCCGUCUAA